GAUCAAGCACAGACUGGCUCCUUAGUUAAAGAGCGACUCCAGAGUUGAUGUCUUUCCGCGCGUGGACGGCUCGGUUCUGACCACCGGAUCACAUGCUCGCCGUGUUUGGAGUCUCAUUCAUGUGGCUCCCAAACUCACCGUCGCAUUUCCAUGAAGCUCUACACUCCACUUACCUGAGCUCGGACUGCAGGGCUUCACCAUGUUUCGGAUAUUUUGGGAAGUACUUUUUCUGAUAAGCGGUUCUCUCUAUACCUUCGGCGGCGGAGACAAAAACUCAACAAUCAUCAGGGACACAAACUCCACCUCCCCUCUGAGCCAGAGCGUCACCUCUGUCCACAUCACAAGCGCUACAACUGGAGUCUCUAGUGGUCCUGCGCUUCAAAGUGACUUCUACCCUGUUGAAUCAGAUCACAACGGGACAACUGGUCCAAGUCUCACUUUAGACACAAACUCAUCGACGAGUAGCACGACUACAGCCACCACCAGCUUCCCACCAGUAAAAAAGUUUGUUGUGGCGGCUGUUCGCUCUCAUUUUGAUGACUGUCCAGACUCUCACCGCCAUUUCUGCUUCCACGGCACUUGUCGCUUCCUGGUCCUGGAAGAGACGGCAGCAUGUGUCUGCCAUCCAGGGUUUGUGGGCAUGAGGUGCGAACACGCCGACCUGUUGGCCGUGGUGGCCACCAACCACCAAAAGCAGACGGUUGCCACGGUGCUGGUUCUGUGUGUGAUCGGCUGUGUUCUCAUCAUGCUGUUGUGCACACUUCUCAAUUGUUGGUGGAGACGGGAGUGUCGGCGGAGGAGAAGUCAAGCUCGACAUUAUGAAAAAUCCAUCAACAUGCUGAAGCAUGGAACGUCGCAUUAUCCUCCUGAGAGUGUGGUCUAAGGAGACACAAGCGGAGGUGAACCCACGUUCUCCUGCUCCUGCACUGAAGACCAACCGUGACUCUAGAUGAGUUUGAAUGCAAAAGGCAAAAUGACUGAGCAGACUUGAGAGAACUGGACAUUCUCAAGCCCUGCGGAUCAAUCUUCUGCUGAUGCGACCCGGCCAAGUCGACGGCACACUCGGGAGCUGAACAGGAAUUUUAUAGGACUGAACUCACUGACAAAUUCAUUUAAUCCCAGUUUCUAUUUUUGUCUUUUAAAAACACUUUUUUAGAAAACACAAAACAUUCUAAGGUUUUUUUUUUUAACCUGGUUUUACUCACCUCACCUCACCGGACGGAUUUAGGAACUGAGGACUGCUAAUGGAUUUCCAUUGCUGGAUUCACCCGGACGUUCUUCUGUUCGCUCACGACGAGGGGAAGCAUCAGCAAGAACAAAGAUUGUGUAGUGAGUUGGAGAAAAUAAUCUCAAUUGUUAAGAGAGCUCUGAUAACGUUGUCAGUUUUACAGUGAGCAGAGAUAUUUGAUCGAGCUGUCACAGACAAACCACUCUCGCACACCUCGGGUGAACACGAGUAUUUUAUUUCAACUCUGAAACUCUUAAAACGCGUCAACAUGUCCGCGCUUAAAUCACACGCCAGCUGUUUAAGGAGGCACAAACACUGUUUUCUGUUUCAAGAGUGGUACGUUUGUCGAGGCCAGAGAAGGAGCAUAAAAAACUAACUGGAAAAGAUGAAUUGUAAAUAUGACUUGCACGUGUCGGGUGUGUAUGUAGUGUCAAUUUUAAGGAUUGAUACGAGCAGAUUUAUGUUCAAACUUAAUAUACCUUUUCUUUUCAAAUUAAA
This is a messenger RNA of Synchiropus splendidus (mandarinfish), 1726 nucleotides long. It is a transcript of the gene tgfa, whose product is annotated as transforming growth factor, alpha. Bases 200 to 883 code for a protein of 227 amino acids. Gene Ontology annotation, biological process: epidermal growth factor receptor signaling pathway; positive regulation of cell population proliferation; positive regulation of mitotic nuclear division. The transcript is spliced from 7 exons. The record is from RefSeq and is a predicted model, not a curated record. NCBI's taxonomy places the organism in Eukaryota, Metazoa, Chordata, Actinopteri, Syngnathiformes, Callionymidae.